CUGCCUCGACACGCUUAAAAUAGGAAGGGAAAUACCCUUUUCAGUAAACGCCAUCUUUUUCCUGGUCACGAUAUUAAAUAUUUUGAUAGUUAUAUCGGUCGUUUUGCGAUUAAUAGAUCUAUGCUGGUGUCAGAACCACCGUUGAAUGUGAUCACUGAUUAAGAAAUUUCAAAGAGUGACGUUAUACAGCAGAACAUUUUAAAAAUGCAGCAAGAAGCUGUAACCAUGUCUGAUUUAACACCUGGUUACAACCUAAACCAAGGAGGUUUAAGCCCGUCAAUAAAGAUAUUGCAAGACAAGGCAAGUCAGGGGCCGUUUGAAUCAAAGCAUGAAUCUAAAGUUGAGAGCAAUCCACCAAAAUUAGGCACGAACGACGGCAGAAAGGAAGUAAAAUCAAAGAUUUUCGAGAUGCCGAUCAGGGAAGAAGUGAAUGCUGCGAAUACGGAGCAAGUCGUUCCUAAACCGACAGAACCUAUCAAGAAACGUUCGAUUGAAUUGAAUAAAGAAAAUGAUGAAAAUAAAAGGUUAAAGUCUGAAAAUCUCACUUUAAAACAAAAAAUAUCUAAUCUGCAAGAGGAGAUCAGAAAAGUGGAAAGACGGAUAUAUACUAGUAUUCACCAACAAGGCUUUGACGAUGAAGAGGAAAUCGAAGCUGUUGUGGACCAAUUCGGCUCUCAGCCACACACUGGAGUUAUGCCUAAAGAGUGUUACAAUAGAAUUCAACAACAUUUGGAUUUCCUUAGGGAGGAUCUAGAUCCCAAGCACUUAUUGAAAUCCCUGCUUUUGAGACACGUCAUUAGCAAAGAUGACGUAGGCACACUCAAAUCUGCCCUACACAGCCGUGGAAGAAGGGCCUGUGCUGAAGUUUUGAUAUUUGUUAUCUUAAGAUGCACAUUAUCUGUUUAUAAGCAGUUUUUGAUUUGCUUAGAAGAAAAUGGCUAUUUUUCUGCCAUGAAGAAAUUAGAACCUGGGUGCGAGUUCUAUGAAGGAAAGAUUAAGUUUUCUAAUCAGAAACACCAUUUUAUUAAAAAUCAGAAGAGUCCGGAGUAUAAAGAGUGUGUUAAACGCUUUGAAGAGAACAUAGAGAAGUUAUACCAAACAAUUCCAGGCGAACAAAUUGUCGGUGUCAGGGACUUGACCAAAGGGUGUGUUGAGGUAUCAUUUCAUGUGAUAUCAUUAGGUGGUAAAUCAAAUGAAGAGGAACUGAGGCGUGUCUUGGAAGAUGCUAUAAAAUCUGGUAAAAUCGGUGAUGAUGCCGUUUCACCUGAGGGGUUUUCGUUCCAAAAGAUUUCAUCAGAUGAACUGACGGAGAUGGGAUUGACGAGUCAAAAGAAACAGACUAUGGAUGACCUGGAGAGGGAAAUCGGCAAACUUGAAGCAGAAAAUAUCCGACUUAAGGUCGAUCUUAAUCAUACUAAGACAGAAAAUCAUGAAUUGAAAGAGGAAAUAGAAAAACUUAGACGCUUCAAAGAAGAGAAUAAGAAGUUGCGGGCACAACUAGCAGAUGCCCAGAGAUUGGAAGAAGAGAACAGGAAACUAAAAGAACGAAUUGAACAAUUAGAACGAAAAUAAACAUGCUAAAGAUGGUAGGAUAACGUAUUAAAUUAGAUACCAACAUAACAAUCCCGUAGCCUGCUAGCUGGCUGCGGAGGGGCAGUGAACUUUUUAGGGUGGUGGUCCAGGGGUCUUUCCCCGGAAAAUUUUGGAAAUUGGACGACCGCAAACGCGUUUUCUAGUCCAGAAAAUCGUUCUCUAGCAAACUCUGAACAAAAUAUACUAACACAGAGAUAAUUGCUACGAUAGCUGAGUAAUACAAG
Patella vulgata (common limpet) is the source of this 1817-nucleotide messenger RNA. RefSeq lists its product as uncharacterized. The record is from RefSeq and is a predicted model, not a curated record. The coding region runs from base 205 to 1572 and encodes 455 amino acids. The transcript is spliced from 6 exons. Lineage: Eukaryota; Metazoa; Mollusca; Gastropoda; Patellidae.